Alternaria arborescens is the source of this 267-nucleotide messenger RNA. RefSeq lists its product as hypothetical. The coding region runs from base 1 to 267 and encodes 88 amino acids. The transcript has a single exon. The record is from RefSeq and is a predicted model, not a curated record. NCBI's taxonomy places the organism in Eukaryota, Fungi, Ascomycota, Dothideomycetes, Pleosporales, Pleosporaceae.
AUGACAAACCAUGCUAUCAGUGCGACCACUGCAAGACCAGCAACUGUAAUCCCGGCAGCGAGUCCCCCUGUCGCGGCCGCACCGAGCCCUUCGCUUUUCGUAUCCGCGCCUUCGGCGGCCAAUUGUGUGGAAACUGGCUGUCUAGUCGAAGGCCGUAUAAUCGUAAGCAUCGAGGAAGUCGUGGGAAUAAACGCGGACGUGGAUGCUUCCGUUGGGCUCGUAGAUAGUGGAGACACGGAUGUGGAUGCUGGUUGCGCAUCAAAAUAA